Messenger RNA from Ceraceosorus guamensis, 1602 nucleotides. RefSeq lists its product as hypothetical. The coding region runs from base 1 to 1602 and encodes 533 amino acids. The record is from RefSeq and is a predicted model, not a curated record. NCBI's taxonomy places the organism in Eukaryota, Fungi, Basidiomycota, Exobasidiomycetes, Ceraceosorales, Ceraceosoraceae. The transcript has 4 exons.
AUGGAGCUUCAUGUAGAGUGGACAUGGGAUGCCCUAGUGCCAGCAGAGAAACUCUAUCAUAAGGCCAAGGCUCUCAAAGCAGCUGUCAAACUCAAGCAUAGUGUGGACAAGCUGAUCAGUCACCUUGCACAGGACACAAGCAUGGUCAUUGGCUCAGAAGCUGCUUACCUGUUGGUUGCUGCCGAGAAUGCUUGGCUGGAUCAAAGUGGACAAGCUGGUCAAGCUUUGCAAGACCUACGUGAAGAAGUUUGGGCAGAAAAAAGGGGUAACAGGGUAAGGAGAGGCACAGCUCUGGCCAGAGUGGCCAAGAUGUCGCUGCGCCUCUCGGCCUACAUCCCCAAUGCCAAUUCCCGUAACUUGGUCACCGUGGAAGGGUUCUGCAUCGAGGCAUGUGGCAAGUACCUGCUUGCCAACACCCAAGGAGCAGACCAGUUGUCAGCAAGACAUGGCAAGGGUUGGCAGGAGGAAGAGGCGAUGACAAAGUUCCCCUUUAACAGCAUCACCUUGCCCCCUGUGCCGCACAUCAGCCCUGUCUCUCUCAUCCUGCUAGCAGAUGUCACAAAUCCAAAGCAGGCAGCAGAGCUUAAGGCUUGCGUUCUCAAGGCCUUGGGUUUGGAAGUCACUGUGCUAAACCCUGAUUACGCCAGGCCAAGAGAGCUGCAACAAGCAGUGGCAGCAGGUGGAGACAGGGUCUGCCUCUGCACCAUUGGAGAGCGCUGCCAUCUGCGCACUCUGAAGCUGAUCCAGAGGCUUGACACCUCUGUGCAUUCUGAGCUACAUCCUGCUUUUCUUUUCCCUUCGCAGAAUCUCUCCAGAGCUGACAAGAUGGACACGCUGCCAGACAUCUAUCUCCUGCGUCACUUUCCUCUGGGUCCUGACCCACUGCAUGCUUUUGGUGUGCUCAAGGAUCACGUUCCUCUGGUCAGCACUCUGUCCAAUCAGGUGCCGUUGGGCUCUGAUGCAUCUGGCCAGCAUCAGGCAGCAAUUGGUCAAAUGAUUGCUGCUGCAGCCAUCAUUGCAACUCUUGAUGAUGUGCCGCCUCCACCACAUCUUGAUGAGCUGGUCAAUGGACCGCUGCCAAUCCUUGCCAACGGUCACUACUGGUUUGACGUGCAGGGACAAGACGGGCAUCAUCAUCUCGAUCUUCAUGCUCGAGAAGGCAGGAUUCAUCAACUGGAUUUGGAGGGGAGCAUGACUGCAACGGUCCAGAAGGUCUACCUUGCUCUCCUGCGCAAUGCCUCAGGAGCGCCAGACAACAUCCAUGAGCUUCAGAUCCUUGCGCAUUGUCUCAAACAAGGUGACUCGGAGACUCGAGAAGUCAGCAGUAUCUCUCUGGACGAUGCACUGAGUCUUGGGCUUGGGGAGCCUCUGUGUUGCUUGUGCCUUGCGCAUUGCAUUGACAGAUGGUAUAUGAUCUCCAAGACAACAUGGAUCCAUCUUGCCAACCGUCUUCUUUGUACGACCCAGUGGGAUCUAGGAGAGGAAGACAAAUUUGUCGCUUUUGGUACCUUGCGCAUUCGAGACAGGCGCACCAUUCAGAGUCCAGCAGUACCAGCGUCCAUCCACGCACAAUCUCUGGAGCUCCCCACUACGUCCAAAUGA